This is a messenger RNA of Schistocerca nitens (vagrant locust), 3700 nucleotides long. Its product is annotated as NFX1-type zinc finger-containing protein 1-like. Gene Ontology annotation, molecular function: zinc ion binding; helicase activity. Gene Ontology annotation, cellular component: nucleus; nuclear RNA-directed RNA polymerase complex. The record is from RefSeq and is a predicted model, not a curated record. Gene Ontology annotation, biological process: regulatory ncRNA-mediated heterochromatin formation. Bases 69 to 3515 code for a protein of 1148 amino acids. Lineage: Eukaryota; Metazoa; Arthropoda; Insecta; Orthoptera; Acrididae. The transcript is spliced from 14 exons.
GGGACCUUAACACUGAAGAACGUUGGUAUUUAUACAAACACUGGUGUCGCUGCUUACACUCUACUCUCAUGAAGAGAGUGUGGCAGUUACAAGCAGGAUACAGACGGCUGUGUAAGGAGUAUGAUGAAAUACGUGAUUAUGAGGAUCUUCAAUUAAUGAGAGAAGCACAUGUUAUAGGCAUGACAACAACUGGUGCUGCACGGAAGCAGCCAUUGUUACAGGAACUCAAACCAAGAAUAGUAAUAGUUGAGGAAGCAGCGGAAGUGCUGGAGUCCCAUGUUGUUGUCUCUUUGACAAAGGACUGUGAACAUCUUAUUCUCAUAGGUGAUCACAAACAACUGCGACCUUCAACUGCAGUCUAUGAGCUAGGAAAAAAAUUUAAUUUUGACAUUUCAUUGUUUGAAAGGAUGCUGCGGAAUGGGAUGCAUUAUGAUUGUUUAGAAGUUCAGCACAGGAUGAGACCAGAUAUAGCAAACCUUAUCACGCCGACAAUUUAUCCAACAUUAAGAAGUGCUCCAUCUGUUUUUCAUUAUAAAAACGUGAAAGGUGUCACAAAAAACCUUUUUUUCAUUGACCACAGAUUUCAUGAAGAAGAGGUAACUGAAACGGUCAGUCGUCGAAACCUAUUUGAAGCAGAAUUCCUAGUAGCUCUUUGCAGAUACCUUUUGCUUCAAGGAUACACAGAAAGUGAAAUUACUAUACUGACAACUUACUCUGGGCAGAUGUAUUACAUGAGGAAACUGAAAAAGGAAUCUGGUGCACUUCAGAAUGUCCAAAUAACAGCUGUAGAUAACUUCCAGGGUGAAGAAAACAAAAUAAUUCUAUUGUCAUUGGUGAGGAGCAAUGAGGAUGCCAACAUUGGUUUUCUUAAAGUUGAAAAUAGAGUAUGUGUAGCUCUCUCCAGAGCUAAAGAAGGCUUUUACAUGAUUGGUAACAUGGACAGCCUAACUAGGAGCAGCAAAAUAUGGCCAAAAAUAAAUGAAACACUGAUGAAACAAGAUGCAAUUGGCCGUCACUUGACACUGAAAUGUCAGGUACACCCCAGCGAGAAAACAAAAGUUGCCUCAGCAUCAGAUUUCAAGGCUGUUCCUGAGGGAGGUUGCAGCCUUCCUUGUGAGGCUGAACUUCCUUGUGGCCACAAAUGUCAGAGUGUUUGCCAUGUACAGGACAGAUAUCAUGAAAAAACUAAGUGCUCCUUUCCUUGCCAAAGGGUUCCAAAACGGUGUCCAUUGGGUCACAAGUGCCUUAAAAAAUGUUACGAAGACUGUGGAAACUGUGAAACAUCUGUGGAGAAGGUGCUUCCAUGUCAACAUAUAAUAACAAUAGCAUGUUGUCACGUUGGUAUUACCAUGUAUUAUUGCAAGGAAGUAGUGGAAGCUGUAUUGGAACCAUGUAAACACACAGCAAAGAAACUUUGCUUUCAAGAUGUUAAAAAUGUGAAGUGUUCAUUUCCUUGUGAAGACAGGCUACUUUGUGGUCAUAGCUGUACGUUGAACUGCCAUGCAGCAAAUGAUCCAGAUCACCUUCAGUACAAAUGUUAUAAACAGUGUGAAAAAAGUAAUUCUGGUUGCAAAAGGAAUCACAAGUGCAACAAAAGAUGUUAUGAGGACUGUGGAGAGUGUGCUGUAGAAAUCCAAGUGCAGCUGAGCUGUGGACACACCCAUAAGAUACGUUGUAGUACUGAUCCAUCUGAAGUGAAAUGUGACAGAGACUGCAAACGCACAAUGGCAUGUGGACACGUGUGUCAUCGUCAGUGUUUCCAGCCGUGUGAAGGCUGCAAAGUUAAGGUGCAGAAAGUUAUUCCAGACUGUGGGCACAAAAUAUACAUACCUUGUUCUGAACAGCCCACACGUAGUAUGUGUAGGAAGAUAUGUGAAAGGCUUCUUGAUUGUGGGCAUCGUUUUAGAGGCAUGUGCUUCGAGUCUUGGACUUGGUGUGAAGAUCUCAUUCCGAGUCCUAUAACUCCUGCAUGUGGACAUGCUGUUGAAAUUCCAUGUUACCUGAAAAGAUCAGAAUUAUCACCAUACAGUGAUGAGUUAUUAUCAAGGUGUAAAACAGCAUGUGGGAUGACAUUGGAAUGUGGACAUGUGUGUGCUGGGACUUGUAGUGUGUGCUUUCAAGGUCGUCUUCAUUUGCCAUGCAAGGAGAAGUGUGUCCGUGUGCAGAUAUGUGGACAUAGAUGUAAUAUGGAUUGUUCAAAAAUUUGUCCCCCUUGUAACCAGGAGUGUGACUACCAGUGCGGGCAUUCACACUGGUCUGUGAGAUGUGGUGAUCCUUAUAUACGAUGCAAAAAGCCCUGUGCAUGGCAUUGUAAACAUUUACAAUGUACAAAACGUUGCUAUGAGCUCUGUGAUCGUGAUCCAUGUUAUGAACCUUGUGAAAAAAAGCGUGGGUGUGGCCAUGAUUGUGUUGGCUUCUGUGGUGAACCGUGUCCUCCUUUAUGUAGAAUUUGUGAUGAAGAUGAAUUAAUGGCAAUUUCCUUUGGCUCUGAAAAUCAAGAGAGUGCCAGAUUUGUCUACCUAGAAGACUGCAAACACACAAUUGAAUCUAAGGCAGUGGACAAGUGGUUGAAACAAAAAGAUGAUGAAAUAUGUCUGAAAAGCUGUCCCCUCUGCAAAACACCAAUAAAGAGAACAUUACGGUUCUUAAAUUAUUUGAAAAAGUCAUAUAUGGACAUCAGUAAUAUAAAGGAAAGGGUGUUUGGAAAUCCUAGAGAAAAUGUUGCAAAGAAGAUACAGCUGGCUGCUGCAGUGAAAAAAAUGGUCCUCCCAUACAGAGUAGAAAGAGAAAGCACUGAAAUACAGAAGACGUUAACAUUAUUACGCUCAAACCUUCAACAUCAACAAAAGAGGAGGAGAAUACUUCUUUCGAGAAUGGACCUUGACUCAAUAUCCAUUAAAAUAGACUUCAUCUCAAAACUUCUGGAAACCCUGGAAUGCUGUUUUCCCCAAAUAAUGAUUCCCUGUGUUUCAUAUGAAGACACUUUCAAGAAAGUUAUGGAACAAUUUGACUUACUGGUUUGUUUGAUCAGGGAAAGGAAUACACACAUGAGUCAACAGGAGGUUAUUGAUUUUAAUCAAGAAAUAAACAGAUUUGUGAGAAUGGCACAGCUCUAUAGUAUUGAGAGGACCAUCAACUUCACACCAUCCCACUCUGCUGAGGUUAUUAAGGCAUUAUACAAAAAAGCUGAGCAAGAAGUGAAGUCUAUUGAAAGAUUUACAUCAAUACAGGAUCAAAAAGUGAAAGAAAUUUUAGACAAAUUGAAUGAAGCAUGUAAAGUAGAAGUCCCACUUGAUAAUGAAAUAAUUAGAAGAGAGAUUGUGAAAACAGUAGGUGUAACACCUGGACACUGGUUCAGAUGCCCAAAUGGACAUUACUGUGUUAUUGGAAACCAUGGAGGAGCAAUGCAUGAAGGUAAAUGUCCAGAUUGUGGGGCUAAAAUCAGUGGUGCAAGGUAUCCUGUGCAUAGGGACAAUUAUCAAACUGGGGAAAUUGAGUCAACACAUCCAGUGUAGUGUAAUACAUGAAUUUUUAAGGGAUUCCGUGUACCUCUAAGCCUGAGCGUAAUUUCUGUUUGAUUGAUUUAGAUUAUGUUGUUACAAAACUAUAUCCUUAUUUUACAUGUUGCUAAGAGUUCAUCUGUGAGAAUAUUAUUUUUAAAGUAUACCCUGUUUUUUACUCUAUGAAUUGUAGUUUGUUC